This is a messenger RNA of Symbiodinium necroappetens, 1884 nucleotides long. The record is from the annotation of a GenBank genome assembly. Lineage: Eukaryota; Dinophyceae; Suessiales; Symbiodiniaceae.
AUGUUGGAGACUGCCGGAAGAUCAUUGGACUCGGGUGCGUCUGCUUCCGUUAAGGGCCUGGCAGCCACUUUGCCGGGCCGCCGUGACGAUGGCUUCUGGGAGGACUUGUUGCAAAAGAAAGAUUCCGUCAUUGAGGUCCCAUUUGCCCGUUGGGAGCACGAUGUUUACUACAGCUCAGACACAGAAGCUCCUGGAAAGACGUAUGCCCAGCAUGGUGGCUUCAUCGAAGGUGCCGAGCUAUUCGAUCCCUCUAUUUUCGCCCUCUCGAUGGCAGAGGCUGCAGCCAUAGACCCGCAGCAGCGCCUCUUGCUCGAGGCAGCACAGACGGCCUUCCAGUCUGCCGGACGUGAGCCCGAGCAGCUCAUGGAGUCCUGCGUUGGGGUCUUCGUGGGCCAAUGCCAAUAUGACUGGUUCGUGAUGAUUUCAGCCGGAGACCAGUUCAACCCAUACACUGGCACGGGUAUGUCAGCUUCAAUCAGUGCAAACCGCAUUUCGUACGUUUUUGGACUGAAGGGACGAAGUCUGACAUGCGACACUGCCUGUUCGUCUUCCCUGGUGGCUGCCGAUGCAGCGCUGUCUUCUCUACGUCGCAGAACUGCAGAGGGAGCAUUGGCUGCUGGAACGAAUCUCAUUCUUGGCCCUGCUCCUUACAUUGCCUUUAGCCAGGCGAAGAUGCUUUCGAAGCAUGGCCGCUGUUUCACCUUUGACAAGUCAGCAAAUGGUUUUGCUCGCGGAGAAGGUGUUGGAUGCAUUUUCUUAUGUAUGGCAGAUGAGGAGACUAGCAGGGGGCCAGUGGGGCCUUCUGCAGCCAGAGCCUUGAUCCGGGGCACUGCGGUUAACCAGGACGGACGUUCUGCAUCACUGACAGCGCCCAACGGCCCAUGCCAGCAGGUAGCUGUGCGAGGUGCACUUUCGGAGGCUUCGGCCAGGCCCAGCGAGGUGUCUCUUGUGGAAUGCCAUGGCACUGGCACUGCCCUUGGGGAUCCUAUUGAAGUGGAUGCCCUCAAGACUGUGCUGGGCAACGACUCCCCUGUAGCCCUUGGGGCCGCCAAGACUAACAUUGCGCACCUGGAAGGUUCUGCAGGUAUUGCUGGUCUCCUCAAAAGUGUCCACAUGUUGGAGAAAAGGCAGGUUCCAUCUAACCUACACUUCCAAAGCUUGAACCCCCAUAUCGACCUGGAGGACUUCCAGGCUCAGAUUCCUUUGGAGCUGUACCGGCUGCCUGGGGGAGCUGUUGUCUCAGGCCUCUCCUCGUUUGGAUUUGGUGGCACAAAUGCGCACGUUACCUGUUGCAGCACCGGGCGAGACAGUGAUCAGACAGCCAGUUCCAUCACAUUCAGGCAUGCCUCCUUCCCUUGGUGCAAGACCUCCUAUCGUUGCCUACGACGGAAGAUUGCAGAUGGUAGCACAGUUCAAUAUGAGUGUGCCAUCAAGGCAGACCUGUUCAAGGUUUGUGCGGAGCAUGUGGUUUUCAACCAGAUCGUCGUACCAGGAGUGGUUUAUGUGGAGCAUGCAAUGGAGGCUAUGAAAACAGUUAUCGGCAGUGACGGAUAUCUAGAGGAUCUGGCAAUGACUUGGCCCCUCAUCAUUCCAAAGCAUACAGAUGAGCCAACGGCACUUGCAGUCUUCCUGCGCUUUUGUCAGAUGGGUGACAAGUUCGAGAUGCGCAGUGUUCGUGGGGAGAGCACAGAGAUGAUGACCCAUUGUGAAGGGCGGCUUGGCCGUGGCCUGGCAGAGCCAAGCACACUUGACUUGGAGGACAUGUACGAAGCUAUCCAAAAGGCUGGUCUCUGGCUCGGGCCCCGCUUUCAGGCUGGAUCUGAUCUAACAUUCACGAACCAGGCCCCGGCCUGUAUAACAAGAAGUCCCUGGAACCAUCCAUGA